Scomber japonicus (chub mackerel) is the source of this 5770-nucleotide messenger RNA. It is a transcript of the gene dscama, whose product is annotated as Down syndrome cell adhesion molecule a. Gene Ontology annotation, biological process: dendrite self-avoidance; homophilic cell-cell adhesion; axon guidance. Gene Ontology annotation, cellular component: plasma membrane; axon. Bases 16 to 5697 code for a protein of 1893 amino acids. NCBI's taxonomy places the organism in Eukaryota, Metazoa, Chordata, Actinopteri, Scombriformes, Scombridae. The record is from RefSeq and is a predicted model, not a curated record. The transcript has 31 exons. Gene Ontology annotation, molecular function: cell-cell adhesion mediator activity.
GAGGACCAGAAAGCCAUGAGAGGCAAUGUGGUGGUCUUCAAGUGCAUUAUCCCUGCCUCAGUGGAGGCCUACAUCACCGUUGUGUCCUGGGAGAAAGACACAAUGUCAAUCAACGCUGAAAUGUCACGGUUUCUCAUCACAUCCACGGGAGCCCUGUAUAUCCUGGAUGUGCAAAUGGAAGACGGGCUGUACAACUACAGGUGUAUGACGCGCCAUCGAUACACAGGAGAAACCCGACAGAGCAAUAGUGCCCGCCUCAUUGUCUCAGAUCCCACAAACUCAGCGCCCCAUAUCCUGGACAGCUUUGAGCGUCGUGAGGUGAUGGCGUCUCAUCGAGUGGAGUUACCCUGCAAGGCCUCUGGUCACCCCGCACCCAAAUACCGCUGGCUAAAGGACAACCGGCCGCUGGAGCCCGACACACGCUUCAGACAGAGUGUGACAGGCCUGCUGAUAGAGAGAGCCCAGCCCAGCGACACGGGCUCAUAUGUGUGUGAGGUGUGGAACGGCUACGGAAAUGCUGAAGUGGUUGGAAGGCUGCUGGUGAAAGAGCCCCUGAAGGUAGUGGUGAGCCCACGGAAGGUGAAGGGCAGUGUUGGGAGCCAGGUUUCACUGUCCUGCGGUGUAACCGGCUCUGAGGAGUACCAGCUGUCCUGGUAUCGCAACGGAGAGCUCAUCUACCCGAGUAACAGCGUCCGCAUGACAGGCCAAAACAGGGAGAACCUAGUCAUGGCCGGCAUGGCCAAGAGCGAUGGAGGAGCCUAUCAAUGCUUUGCCCGACAUGGAAAGAUGUCUGCACAGGACUUUGUUCAGGUCAUACUGGAAGAUGGGACCCCCAAAAUUCUGACAUCAUUCAGCGAGAAGGUCUACAACAUCAACGAGUUCGUAUCGCUGUCGUGCACGGUGAAGGGCACGCCGGAACCUCGGGUGACGUGGACUCUGGAUGACGAGCCAGUGGUACGGGACAGCCGCCACCGCAUCUCUCACUACACCAACGCUGAGGGCCACGUGGUCAGCCACCUCAACAUCAGCCAGACCCAGGUCCCAGAUGGAGGGGUGUACCGCUGCAUCUGCAACAACUCGGCCGGGACCGUUUCCUACCAGGCGCGAAUAAACGUAAGAGGGCCUGCCAGCAUCAGACCAAUGAAAAACCUCACUGCCAUCGCUGGGCGGGACAUGUACAUCCACUGCCGUGUCAUUGGCUACCCGUACUACUCCAUCAAAUGGUACAAGGACUCCAAUUUGCUGCCGUACAACCACCGCCAGCGGGCCUUUGAGAACAACGGCACCCUGAAGCUGUUUGAUGUGCAAAAGGAUGUGGAUGAAGGAGAGUAUACGUGCAACGUGCUGGUGCAGCCUCAGCUCUCCACACACCAGAGCGUCUAUGUUACUGUGAAAGUCCCACCUACCAUCCACCCGUUCGAGUUCCCUCGCUUUUCCAUCGGCCAGCGAGUGUUCAUCCCCUGCGUGGUCAUGUCCGGCGACCAGCCAGUCUUCAUCACCUGGCAGAAGGACGGGCGGCCAAUCCCAGCCAGUCUGGGCGUCACCAUCGACAACAUAGACUUCACCAGCUCCCUCCGUAUCUCCAACCUCACGCUCAUGCACAACGGCAACUACACCUGCAUUGCACGCAACCAGGCCGCAGCUGUGGAGCACCAGAGCCAGCUCAUCGUCCGAGUUCCUCCCAAAUUUGUGGUGCAACCGAAGGACCAGGAUGGCAUCUAUGGAAAAGCUGUGAUACUAAACUGCUCAGCUGAAGGCUAUCCUGUUCCUACCAUCCAGUGGGAGUACUCUAAAGGCGCCGGGGUCCCUCAGUUCAAACCCAUCGCCCUCAACUCAGGCUUUCGGAUCGAGGUGCUGGUCAACGGCUCUCUGCUCAUCAAACACGUUCUGGAAGAAGACAGCGGCUUCUACCUGUGUCGAGUCAGCAACGACGUCGGGGCCGAUGUUAGCAAGUCCAUGUAUCUCAAUGUCAAAAUCCCUGCCAUGAUCACAUCCUACCCCAACACCACGCUGGCCACGCAGGGUGAAGAGAAGAAGAUGAGCUGCACGGCUCACGGUGAGAAGCCCAUCAUGGUGCGCUGGGAGAAGGAGGAACGCAUCAUCAACCCUGAAACCAGCCGCUAUGUGGUUUCUUUCAAGGAGGUGGGCGAUGAAGUCAUCUCCACUCUGCAGAUCAUGCCCACAGUAAGAGAGGACUCUGGCUUCUUCUCCUGCCAUGCCAUCAACUCCUUUGGUGAAGACAGAGGAAUCAUACAGCUCACAGUACAAGAGCCCCCGGACCCCCCAGAGGUGGAGAUCAGAGAAGUGAAGGACAGGACUAUCGCCCUGCGUUGGACCAUGGGUUUUGAUGGCAACAGUCCAAUCACAGGCUUUGAUAUUGAGAGCAAGAAUAAAUCAGCCUCCUGGGAUACAGCUCAGAAGACCAAAGACGUUUCACCUCAGCUCAACCAGGCCACCAUCAUCGACCUACACCCCUCCUCCACCUACAACAUCCGCAUGUUCGCCAAGAACCUGAUCGGCAAGAGCGAGGCCAGCAACGAGCUCACCAUCACCACCGAUGAAGCAGCUCCUGAUGGACCACCUCAGGAAGUACAGCUGGAAGCCCUCUCCUCUCAGAGCAUCCGUGUCAGUUGGAGGUCACCCAAGAAACAUCUCCAGAAUGGGGCUAUCAGAGGCUACCAGGUGGGCUACAGGGAGUACAGCUCAGGUGGAAACUACCAGUUCAGCGUGAUCAGCGUGGAGACAACGGGGGACAAUGCAGAGAGUCUGGUGCUGGACAACCUGAAGAAGUUCACCCAGUACGGAGUGGUGGUGCAAGCCAGCAACAGCGCUGGGACAGGGCCGUCCUCCACAGAGGUGGCUGCUACCACGCUGGAGGACGUGCCCAGCCGUCCUCCAGAGAACGUCCAGGCAUCAGCUACGUCUCCAGAGGUCAUCUCUCUAUCAUGGCUGACCCCUCCCAAAGACGCUCUGAACGGCAACCUGCUGGGCUUUAGGGUCAUCUACUGGGCCAACCUGCCUGAUGGAGAGCUCGGAGAGAUCAGGAACGUGACGACCUCUAAACCCUCUCUGGAGCUGGAUGGGCUGGAGAAGUACACCAACUACAGCAUCCAGGUGUUGGCCUUCACCCGAGCCGGUGACGGUGUUCGCAGCGAGCAGAUUUACACCCGUACCAAGGAGGACGUUCCUGGUCCUCCGGCGGGUGUGAAGGCAGCAGCCGCUUCUAACUCGGUGGUGUUCGUGUCCUGGCUUCCUCCUCUCAAAGUGAACGGCAUUAUCAGGAAAUACACUGUGUUCUGCUCCAACCCACACCCCACGGUGAGCAGUGAGUUUGAGGCCGCCCCAGAUGUGUUCUUCUACCGCAUCCCCAACCUGAGCAGGAAUCGGCAGUAUAGCAUCUGGGUGGUGGCCGUCACCGCCGCGGGUCGUGGAAAUGCCAGCGAGAUCAUCACCGUUAAACCCAUGGCUGAGGCUCCAGCUCGAAUCCUGACUUUCAACAGGACUGUAACGACCCCCUGGAUGAGGGACAUCGUGCUGCCUUGUAAGGCAGUGGGUGAUCCAUCACCAACCAUCAAGUGGUUAAAGGAGAUCAAUGGAACCCCGGCUCCUGUUGUGAUCGACAGCCGGCGCAGCGUCCACGGUAACGGCAGCCUGGUGAUUCGCACGGUGAAAGCAGAGGAUUCUGGGAACUACACUUGUGUGGCUAGUAACAGCUUCGGGUCUGACAAGAUCGUCCUCAACCUGCAGGUUCAAGUUCCACCUGAUCAGCCUCGCCUCACAGUGACCAAAACAACCACCACCUCCAUAACUCUGUCCUGGAUCCCUGGAGACAACGGAGGCAGCUCCAUCAGAGGCUACAUUCUGCAGUAUUCAGAGGAUAACAGUGAGCAGUGGGGGAACUUUCCCAUCAGUCCCAGUGAGCGCUCCUAUCGUCUGGAGAACCUCAAGUGUGGCACCUGGUACAAGUUCACCCUCACUGCCCAGAAUGCAGUUGGGCCCGGACGCAUCAGUGAGAUCAUCGAAGCAAAGACUCAUGGGAAAGAACCUCAGUACUCCAAAGAACAGGAGCUCUUCACUAGCAUCAACGUCACUCGCGUCAAGCUCAACCUGAACGGCUGGAACAACGGCGGGUGCCCCAUCACCUCGUUCACCCUGGAGUACCGCUCAGUGGACGCUCCCACCUGGACCACGGCUCAGCGCACCUCCCUCACCAAGAGCUACAUCCUGUACGACCUGCAGGAGGCCACCUGGUACGAGCUGCAGAUGAAAGUCUACAACAGCGCCGGCUACGCUGAGAAGAGAGUGAAGUUUGCGACGCUCAGCUACGACGGCAGUACCAUUGCACCCUUGGUGAAGGCACCCAAUGUGAGUGAGGACAACCCUGGUGGAGGCGAAGGAUUGAAGAUGAUGGUGACCAUUUCCUGCGUGUUGGUGGGCAUCGUUGUGAUCUUCAUCGGGCUGCUAGUGCUGAGGAGGAGGAGGAGGGAGCAGAGGCUCAAGAGGCUCAGAGAUGCAAAAAGUUUGGCUGAGAUGCUGAUGAGUAAAAACACACGUCCAGCAGAGCCAAUUAACAAGCAGCAACAAACGCUCCGAAUGCACAUCGACAUCCCCAGAGCCCAGCUUCUCAUUGAGGAGAGAGACACCAUGGAGACCGUUGAUGACAGAUCUACUGUGUUACUGACUGAUAAUGACUUCGGGGAGACACAGAAGCAGAAAUCAUCCACAGUCACCCACACCGUCCACUACCAGUCCCUCUCCCAGGCCACCGGUCCGCUGGUAGAUGUGUCUGAUGCCAGACCAGGAACCAGUAAGUCCAACCCCACCGCCCGCCGCACAGCCAAAGCCGGCCCAGCCGCACGAAACCGCUACGCCAGCCAGUGGACCCUGAACCGCCCGCACCCCCCUGUCUCCUCCCACACUCUCAGCACUGACUGGAGGCUGCCCACGCCCAGAGUGGCAGGCUCUGUUGACAAGGAGAGUGACAGCUACAGCGUCAGCCCAUCUCAGGACACAGACCGCGCUCGGAGCAGCAUGGUGUCGACGGAGAGCGCGUCCUCCACCUACGAGGAACUCGCCAGAGCCUAUGAGCACGCAAAGAUGGAGGAGCAGCUGCGCCACGCCAAAUUCACCAUCACCGAAUGCUUCAUCUCUGACACUUCGUCAGAGCAGAUGACAGCAGGCACCAACGACUACACCGACAGCCUGACCUCCAGCACACCGUCUGAAUCGGGCAUAUGCCGCUUCACUGCUUCCCCGCCCAAGCCUCAGGACGUCAGCCGGGUCAUGAACAUGGCCGUACCCAAGGCCCACAGACCGGGGGGCGAGCUGGUUCACCUUCCUCCGUACCUGCGCAUGGACUUCCUGUUAAACCGAGGCAUGUCCUGCUCGGGGUCAUCCAGGGGGACAGCUAGUGGGGAGAGAGCAGCCAUGGGUCAGGCCUGUCUGGAGCCCCAGAAGAGUCGCUCACUGAAGCGGCCCUCUCGUAUGGCGCCCCCAACGCCCACAGAGGCCCCUCAGGCCAGCAGGGACCCAGUGGCCCAGUGGCAGCCUGGCUCAGCAGCCACGCUCCCCCACAGAGAGGGCUCGGAGCUGGCCCAGGCCGCCAAGCUCAGCACCUCCCAGGAGUCCCUGCUGGACUCGCGAGGACAUCUCAAACAGAGCAGCAACCCCUACGCAAAGUCCUACACGCUGGUAUAACAGCAGGGGCACCUAGGGCAGGACUAGAACUCACUCUUACACUGGACUUAACACUCAAGUGCAGUAAACUGAC